Messenger RNA from Propithecus coquereli (Coquerel's sifaka), 7488 nucleotides. Its product is annotated as WD repeat-containing protein 87-like. Bases 1 to 7488 code for a protein of 2495 amino acids. NCBI's taxonomy places the organism in Eukaryota, Metazoa, Chordata, Mammalia, Primates, Indriidae. The record is from RefSeq and is a predicted model, not a curated record. The transcript is spliced from 8 exons. Gene Ontology annotation, molecular function: protein binding.
AUGGCGCCGCCCCUCGUCAGCGCGCGCCUCUGGGAGUCGCUCGCCCUGGUCACCGCGCGCGCCCUAGCCCCAGCCCUCGUGCCCGCACGCGCGCGCAAUCGUGUCAACUAUUUCAUCUCCUUAAACUGGAUGGAACCAUAUGGAACACAAAUGCAGGGAGUACUUUGGAUACAGAAAAAAGAUAAAAAGAUGAAAGUAAUGAUAGAGAAGAUGAAGUUUCACAUGUUAAAUCAAGUGCCACCCAUUCAAGCAAUGGUCCACACAGGGUCCUACCACAUGUUAAUUGCCUACUGUGGUGACAUGCGGCUGCAGCUCUUUGGAGAUCACCGUCGAGCAUUCACAUCUCUGGGUACAGUGCCCUGUCAUUUCUCCAUCAGCUGCCUCUGCUAUGACUCAAAAGCCGACAUGCUGCUAUCUGGUACCUUGGGGGCUGUGGUUACCUGGUUUAUCUUACCAAAGGGCAGGGACCUCCAGGUGGCUCAAACAGUGCCUAUGGCUGGUCAUGAGCUUGUACAGGGCUUUUCCCUGAAUGGCCCACAGGGCUCCCUGCUGGUUCUGUGUGAGAAUACAGUGAGGGUCUUCACCCACCAGGGUCAGGGCAAGCUGGAAGAAGUAAAGAAGUUCACUCCCAUAGCCAGUGGCUCUUCCAUCACUUGCUCCUUUACUUGUGUGUCUCAGGGCAGUUUCUAUGCUGGCAACAGGGCCGGAGAGAUCCAUGCUUGGGGUUUAGAUCAAGGUAACUUCCUGCACAGCUUCCAGGCUCACUCCUCAUCUGUGAUAUGUAUCCACAGCCGGCCAGACAUCCACACCUUACUAACAGCAGGCAGUGAAGGUCUAGUGAGGGAGUGGAGUCUCACUUCUGGGAACUUGCUGCGACAGCUAUAUAUUGAGGAGGAUCUACAGAAACUGCAGUUUAUUGAUAGCACCACUUUUUUCUGCCAGACAGCCUAUACCUUCUCAUUGCACCACCUGCCCUACUUUUAUAGCCUCUUCCAUGUCUGUGGUUCUACUCCCCAGCAGGUCCAACGGGUCUACUGUGGCCGUAAUUGGACUCGGAUCCUGUGUGCCACUGAGGAUGGUUUAUUGCGCUUCCUGUCUCCAGUAACCGGGGAUCUCCUGGUUAUCACCUGGCCUCUACUUAUCAUGGAUAAGGCUGUGGCUUGGGCCUAUGAUUCAGACAGAGAAGAGCUCUUUGUGGCAACAGGCAGUUCGGAGGUGCUGGUGUUUGAUGCAACGCGUUCUCCUUGCACAGCCAAGUAUCUUGUGUGCACUUCAGCAAACCCCACAGAUACAGUAAGAUGCCUGGCCUAUGCGAAGUCCCAUUUGUAUAUAGGCCUAGAAGGAUUGAUGUUCUGUGGGCAUGACAGUGGCAUUGUGAGAAUCCUCUCCCCCUAUAGUUGUGCCCGAACAGAGAAGACUGUUCACUCUGGGACAGUAUUGGCAUUGUCUACCCUGGAAGGUCCCCAGGAAAACUCCUUGCUCUGUUCCUAUGGCACGGAUAACAUUGUACACCUGACAGAGGCUGUGCUUCAAGGCAACAAGGUAGUCCUACAACCUCUCAGCAAAAUUCUCUGCAGAUGUCCUCUAAAACAUGUGAUACUCUUGCCAGGUUCCAUAGGCGCCAUCGCUGAGAACGACUGCUGGUGUCUCUGGCACUAUGAAGACUUUCUGACAUCUUCAGAAUCAAAACAAAGCUCUAUGUUUAGAGAGACAAAACGCCUGCAUGAGUGUGCUAUUGCAUCAUUUGAUGUCUGCCUUUCCCUGAAACUUUUUGUCACAGGGGGUGUUGAUGGUUCAGUACGGAUCUGGGACUUCCAUGGCAGACUUGUAACUGAGUUGGACUCAGCAUUGCAUUUUGGCCCACUCUGCUUUGCCAAUAAUCGGGGCGACCUACUGUUGACUUUCAACCAGAGUAUCUACAUGGUGUCCUGCUUAGAAUUGCUCCCUCCAGUUGAGCUGAUUCAGCUACGUGUCCUAAACAAUACAGAUGAAAUACCAGAAGUUCCUAAACCCUUCCUGCCUAGCUUCUUCUUUAUGUUUGAAAUAGUGUUUGUACCCAAAUUUGUCUACCUUGGACAAGGGCUGCAAGAAUUAGCGGGGCUGGAGACCCUUGUUAACAAACGGGUCAUUGCCUUUGAUAAUACUGUGCCCCAUGUUGUAGAGGAAGGGAGACAUAUGUCCCCCGUGACUCAAGAGAGAACCAAAUUGCAAUUUUUGGAGGAUAAGGAUAUUGAUUUGUCUACUCUUGACUCUAAGCAUGAUCGUCCCCCACACGUGGUUCCUGCUCAGUUAAGGCUGGCUGGCUGGGAUGGAUUAAAUGCCUACUGUAUAUUACGGGGUUUCUUUGGUCAAGGGCAACAAUGGCCCUUGGCUCCUGAUGGCUACAUCCCCAACUCAGUGAUCCGCACCCGCCUUUGGCCCAACAGUACCCCAAUCUUCCUAAACUGUGAUUUGUAUACACCCUACCAAGAUAAGGACUGGGGUAUGAUUGAACUCUCAAGAUCCCAGGCACUGUUCCCUAUGGCUCUAGUGGAAGAGAAAAUCUCAGUGAGUAAAUGGAGGGAUAAACUCAAGAAGCAGAAAAGAACUUCCUUUAGUAUUAUUGAAAGCAUGACAAACCAAAAUUGGAUGGGAAGAAAAUUUAGUGAAAGCCUUAUGAAUCAUUUAAUAGAGGCCAUCCUCAACCUCACAAUUUACUGCUCUGUAGAGGAAUACAAGAAAUAUUUUAGUGUCCUGGCACAAAUUUUUGCCUCUUACCAAAUAUCUCCAGGGUUGCGCUCUGAGACUGCCCGUCGCCUCCUGGACGAUAGAACCCAUUCCAAUCCAUGUAUCCGUGAGCUAGCCUGGGAGAUGCUGGACAGGCUAGGCCUCAUGAGCCAUCAUUUUGCUAUUCCACUGGCUAUGGGAUUGAUGGACAGUGAUAAGAAUGUGCGGAUUAAAGAGAAUCUGACAGUUGCCAGGAAGCACAGAAAGACAAAAUUGGGAAACUCUGGUUCUGUGUCAGUGCCUUCAGAGGAUGCAGGUGAACAAAGAGAGGCCAGGAAAUCAGGGCAAUUUCAAACUCAGGAUGUUGCCUUAGAGCCAGAGCUACCACUAAGCACUUUCAGUCCAGUCAAAUCCCAGGAUGAUGCUGAAACAAAGGAGGUCAUGCUGGAAGCUAUAGAAGCCAUGGAGGUCCCAGAAGCCCUGGGGGCCACAGAGGCCAUGGAGGUCCCAAAAGCCCUGGGGGCCUCAGAGGACAUGGAAGCCAUAGAUCAACGUAGCACAAAAGAUUAUGGAGAGGUGAUCCCUAAGGUGGAAAGAUACAAACACAUAAAAAGUGUUUGGAAAAAGGCAUUGAAAACAAGCCGUAGAAGAGCAGAUGUGCAGAGGAAAGAGAAACAAGAUUUGAAGGAUAUUUCAGAGGCAACUACAGAAGAGUCCAAGGAAAAAGUCAGACACGUUUCUGAGAAAGAAGAAGAUACAGAGAAGAAACUGGGUAAGAGGAGCCGUGGUUUGGCUGGGACCCCUGGACGCGCAGCAGAAACCAGGUCUUGGAGGGAUGACAUUUGCUGUCUUGUCACCUCAAGGACAGCAAGUUCCCAUCCAGGAAUGUUAAGGGAUCUGGGUAAAGAAUUAGUGGACCUUGCUCGGGUGAUGCUUGCUGACCGACAGCCCAGCUGGGAUCUCUUCCAAGAGAUACGCCCCCUUUUAAAGGAGUCAAGUUCAUUCUCAUCAGAACUAGAGAAGCAACACACCAUAAAAGGAAAAGUGGCGAAAAAGGCUGUUAAGGAGAAAGGGACAGAAGUAUCCAGAGAACAAGAGGAUAGAAAAGUGUUAAAGGAUGACGAGGAAUUUUCUGGAGAAGUCAAGAAACAGAAAGUUGCUUUCUUAGAAGAUCACCUAGUCUUAGAGAAAAGGAAAUUUAAAAAAAAUGUGACAAAACUGGCCAAGCAAGAAGUGAAGAUAGCUGAGGAAAAAAAGAAACUGACAACACAAGAGAAAAAAUUAAUGCAAAGAAAGGAGAAACUGACCAAAGAUGAUAAGAAACUGACCCAUUCAGAAGAAAAAAUGGCUUGGGAAGAAGAAAUACUUGCUUCUCCACACAAGAAAUUGACUAUUGAAGAGCAGAGGUUAGCCCUAGAAGAAAAGAGACUGACUGGAAAAGAGAGGAAACUACUAAGGAAAGGAAAGAAAUGGAUCUGGAAAAUGAGGAAGCCAACCCUGGAAAGGGGAAGGUUGGACUGGGAAAAGAUUAUGCAGGCCCAAGAAGAGGAGGAGCUGAGUGAGGAAGAGGAGGAACUGGCUGAGACAGAAGAGGAAAUGGCCUGGGAAGAGGCAGAGCAAAUCCUGGACAGAGAGAAACAAGUUGGAGAAAGGAAGAAACGGUCUCACAAACAGAAGAAACACAUCCAGGGAAAGGAGAAACAUGUUACUGAAGACGCCUGGAAACUGGGGAAAUUGGCCCACGAUCAUUUAUUUAGAGAAGAGGAAGGAUUGUCUGGGGAAGAGAGAAAACAGAUAAACAGCCCUGGGGAAAGGCAAGAAAGGCUUGGAAAAAAGACAGAAAGGUGCAGAAAGAGGAUACAGCAACUAAGAAAAAGAUACAAAAAAAAGUGGGCCGAGGAAGAAAAGAGAUGGGAUCAGAAAGAGGAGAAGUUGGCUCAAAAAGUGAAGCAAGAAGCUGAGGAAAAAAAACAACAGCCCAGAGAAAAAAUGAAACUGGUCCCAGAAGAGGAGAAAAUAAUGGAAGAAAUUGAGAAAGGAUCCCCAGAAGAAGAGAAACAGGCCAUGGAAAAAGAGAAACAAGCUAAAAAACAGAAGAAACAAAUUGGGAAAGAUGAAAAAGCAAUUGAGGAAAGAAAACAAUGGACCCGGGAAAAAGAGAAAGUAGCCCUACAAAAGGAGAAACUAGCCCCGGAAAAAAGAAUAUGGAGUGGAAAAGAUGAGAAAUGGUCCCAGAAAGAGGAGAAAGAGGUUGAGCAAAAACCACAACAGGCCUGGGAAGAAGAAUUGUCCCUAGAAGAGGAGGAACAGGCUGGUGAAAUGGAGAAACACUUGCAGGAAAAAGAGGAACAGGCCAAGGAAAUAGAGGAAAAGAGACUGACCCCAAAAGAUAGUGAACUGGCCAAGAAAGAGAGUCAUAUUGCUGAGAAAGAAAAGGCAAUAGCCAAGGAAGGAGCUGGCAUAAGUAAGAGACAGAAAAAAAUAACCCAAGAAGAGAAAGAAAUGAAAGAGGAUAAAUUGACCCAGGAAAAGAGGAAAUUGGCCUAUGACAUUAGGAUCCAGGAGAGUGAUGUUGCCAAGGGAAAAAAGAAAAUAACCAAAGAGGAAAGAAUACAGGCAGUGAGGAAACUGGAUAUGGAAAAACAGAUUAGUUCUGAAGAGAAAGAGGCUAGUUCCAGGGCAAAAAAUGUCAGAAUGAAAGAGAGUCAACUGUUUAGGAUCCCAGCUGGAGUAAUUAGAGAAGAAGAGGAGGAGGAGAGCCUGAGUGAGGAAGAGGAGGAGGAAAUAGAGAAGAUGGAGAAAAAAGAGAAGGAGAAACAGGAAAGGCACAAGGAUGUGGAGAGCCCAAGUAAGGAAAAGGAGAGCAGACUUACGGAGGCAAUGCUCUUAGAAGAGGAGAGAGUAUUGAAAGUAGAGCUCUCAAAGGAAGAAGUGCGCCUGUCCAAGCUAGUGACAGAAGGUGAGGAUCUUGCUAAAGAAAGGAAGGGUACAGUUAGAAGGGAAAUACCUUUUAAGAAAGAGAGAUUUCUUGAUGGAAAGAGAGACUCCAGACUUAUGGACAAGGUUAUGUGGCCAACAGUUAGGAAGAGCCCCUCCCAAAUGCCAUUCCAGGAGGCCCUGGGAAAAGAGGGAACGCCCUUGAAAGUCUUAGAGGAUCAUUUAGAUUUAGAAGAAAAACAGGACAGUCAACUUCUUGGAGUACACCCCAUGACAAGUUCAUUGGGAAGACAACAAAAUGUACUCUUGGAGAAAGCCAGGGAUAUGUUUUUACAAGCUAUGGAAACAGGCUUAGAGACCCAGAUCCCGGAAGGUCUCUAUAAGCCAGAGUUCCAAUCAUCUGAUAUUAUCAUGGAACCACAGAAACCUAGAUAUGGACUUAAAGAUGACUGGAGGAAGUGGUUCUUGCAGCAUCAUGAUUAUGUGAUGGAGAAAACUAAGGGCCAGGGUCCAGCCCCAGCCACUGGCCCAUCCCUUGCCUCUUCACCUGAAAUGCCAGCUAAGAGAUACCAAAAGCCAGCCUACUCAGAAGUAAGCUUCUCCGAUGAGGAUUGGAUUAACAAUGCCUUAAUAAGGCUGGAAGCAGGAGAGCACCUUUCCAGGGACAGUUUCCAUCGACUGAGCCAGCUCCUCAGAAACUUUACUUCAAAGGGAUACAUGAAAUGGAUACGUCUGACCAAUCUUAAGGUCAUUGCUAAACACCUCAGGCAGAACCUAGAGUUAAGUCACACUGAUACAUUACAAUCUUUGUUACCAGCAGCUACCGAGAGGUCUCAAACCCUGCAGGCUCUCAGGUGGCAUCUCUUAGCUGAGUCUUACAGGAAGAAGCAGGCACAACUGUUACCCACUGCUGUCAAGGAGAUAAAGCACCUUUCUUCAGUCAGAAGGGAUGUUCCUGCAUCUGUCUAUCCUUCUGUGGAUAAAAAAUCCCUGGCCUUGAUAUUCCAGAAGGACUUCCCAGCCUUGAGAAGGGGUGAGAUCCCCAAAUUUCCCAAGGCAAAGAAGAAAGCACUGCCCAUUCCUUCCCCAGUGUUACCAUCAACCACCAAGAGGAUUCAAGUCCCAAAGGCUACAGAUUGGCAUCUUUUAGGAGAACCUUACAGGAGUGUGAGAGUACAACAGUUAUCCAAUGCUCUCAAAGAGAUGGAGAUGCGACAUUUUUAUCCCAUCUCAAGAGACAUUUUCACAGAUGCCCAUGCCUCUGUGGACAAACAAACCCUAGCACUAAUGUUUCAGAAGGACCUCAGGGCUUUUAAGGGUCAGGGAAGGCUCCCCCACAUACCCAAGUUGGAGAAGAAGACACAGCCCAUUUCUAAAGUAAUGGAAGAGGUGCCUCUAUGGGAGACAUCUGUGGCACUGUACCAUGUCUUGCGGAUGCUGCAGCAGCGAUACAGAAAAGACAGCGCUGUUUGGAUGGAACAGUUCUAUCAUCUCAUGGACCUGUACCAACUUAAGUCCCCCCAAAUCCAGAGGCUUCUACUAGAGCUGCUGCAGAGAGAGAAACUCCAUCCUCAAGAGCCCAUCUACAAAAAGGACCCAAAGACCAAGGAGCUGGCACAUGGUGAGCGGCUGUUCUACCACCUGUUUUGUGGUAGUUCCCGUGCCCCUGCAGGUCCCCUCAAGUUCCAGGAUGUGGUACCCCUCCCUGGGCAGAACAGGGUGCAUGCUAUGCAACCUGUGGGCAUUGCCCAGUAUGGCUUCCUAGAACUUGCCUGGAAAAGCCUACCACAAGUCAAUCCUAAUCAUAUUGAGAAGCUACUCAGCAUCCCUACUCCUACUCCCUGA